GGAUUUUAUUUCGAAAGGUGGCGGAAGUGGUGUUAUUUUCCUAGCGAGCUGCACAGGAAGAGGAUAGUCAACAAAUAAUACUGUUGUUUGGCGUGUUUGUGGUUCUGUAACAGCGCUGGAGUUACUGUGGAGUCCUUUCUACCUGUCCUGUCCGCCCAUGAUGGUGAUCGUGGGGCUGUAAUGAAGGAGUGAUCAGAAAGACCCCGCGGUCUUCUUGCUGCGCCACACACUUCCUCAUGGAUUCCAGCGGCGAUGAGGCGCUCGACAUCAUCAUCACCAACGUGGUGGCCACGUUCAGGACCAGGUGCCACCUGAACCUGCGCACCAUCGCCUUAGAAGGAACCAAUGUCAUCUAUAAGCCCGAGGUCGGGAAAGUAUUGAUGAAACUUAGGAAGCCCAAGAUAACCGCUUCAAUCUGGUCCUCAGGUAAAAUCAUCUGCACUGGAGCAACAAGCGAGGAUGAAGCAAAGCUGGGUGCUCGCAGGUUAGCUCGCCUUCUCCAGAAACUUGGCUUUAAGGUGAGGUUUUCAGCGUUCAAAGUUGUGAAUGUGCUCGCGGUGUGCUCCAUGCCAUUUGCAGUCCACCUUAUAGACUUCACAAAGAACAACCGACCCAUCGCCAGUUAUGAACCUGAGCUCCAUCCUGCUGCUAUGUACAGAAUCAAAACUCUGAAAGCUACAGUCCAGGUGUUUUCAACUGGCAGCCUCACAAUUACAGGACCAAAUGUGCAGAACGUGGCGGCAGCAGUGGAAUACAUCUACCCUCUUCUGUACGAGUGUCAGAAACCCCUCUGUAAGUAAAGGAGCAUUUCACAAGUUCAGAGGGAGAUAUGAGGAAGCACUUCAUCUUUGGUUGGAUGUGGCAACAGACACUCAUGUCUGAACUGACUCAUAGACUGGACUUGGAUCUCUGAAGUCCUAACCCCCCCACCACCACCCUCACUUGGAGUUUAGGAUGCUUAUGCAUGGACACAGGAAAAGAAAAAAACAGUUUUAGUGAUGUAACUUUUAAAGCUUAACAGUGAUUAUUGCUAAGAGUUUGUGUUCAGACUAAGAAGCCUCCUCACAAGGAGUUUCUUUUCUUUUAAAUAAAACAAUUUUAAUCUCCGUCCACAGUCCGACAUGCGUUUCAUACUGUGCAGAAUUCUGUGAGAAGGCUGGAAGAUUCAGAGCUGUUACCUCUGUACACAAAGCUGAAGCAGGUUUGAUGUGCAUAAAAACGUUUUCUUUUUUUAAAAACUCUUGCAUUUGUCCAAAACGAGCACACUUUCUGGUUGUAUUAUUGUUUGUUCCUAAUGUUUUUACAUGCAAAUUUGGAUAUUUAUUUUCUAAUGUUAGUCUGCAAAUAUGAAACGUUUCCUUUUUAAUCCCAGUAUUUCACAACAUCCUAGCUUUCAAAACCUCAUCCGACUCCGCUAACACAGCUCCUGGUUCGUUAACGUUCAAAAAGACCAUUUUUUAUCUUUAUUGAUGUUAUGAAACACUCGGUUGUGAACGCGAUGAACAAAGUAGCAGAAGGUUAAUGUGAAACCACAAAUGAGCGGUCGCUCCGAGGACUGUUGUACAGCGGCAGUAACGUUUAUCAAACUGUGUUGUAAUACAUUCAUUAGAGCUUUUACAGCAGGAUAAACUUUACGACUUUAAAAACACAGUGUGGGAGAAAAAACAAACAAACAAACAAACUUUAUUUGUCCAUAACAGCCGAUUGCUCCGUCAGGCUUCACGUCACAGAGGAAACUUCUGUUUGUAUAAAAUGUUUGUGUCUAAAAAGAAAUGUUAGAAAAAACUUUGAUGUCUGUGGGAUGGAGUACGUUUUAAACUAGUUUCAAUUAAGAAUUUGUGACACUUCAACUUUUGUAUUUUGUAUAAAAAUAAAAUGAUUAAAAGAC
Messenger RNA from Austrofundulus limnaeus, 1888 nucleotides. RefSeq names its product TBP-like 1 (gene tbpl1). The coding region runs from base 237 to 800 and encodes 187 amino acids. The record is from RefSeq and is a predicted model, not a curated record. The transcript has 7 exons. Gene Ontology annotation, molecular function: DNA binding. Gene Ontology annotation, biological process: DNA-templated transcription initiation. NCBI's taxonomy places the organism in Eukaryota, Metazoa, Chordata, Actinopteri, Cyprinodontiformes, Rivulidae.